Molecule: messenger RNA, 1566 nt
Organism: Sclerotinia borealis F-4128
Lineage: Eukaryota; Fungi; Ascomycota; Leotiomycetes; Helotiales; Sclerotiniaceae
Source: the annotation of a GenBank genome assembly
AUGGAUACAUACCACGGUCACGUACGCACUCCUGCAGAUGCGAUUAAGUUAUUCGAAGCUUGUCGACUUGGUCUAUUACCUCGAGUACAAAGAAGGUUAUCGGAGAAGGAGAGACAAUCAAUAAAAUCUGGAUCAGUAUUUGUUUGGGAUGAAAGAGAAGCGGGAAUGCGAAGAUGGACUGAUGGAAAAUCAUGGAGCGCAAGCAGAGUUUCUGGCAGUUUUUUAACGUAUCGCGAGAUGGAGGGAAAGAGGGGAGGAGGUCAAUUCGCACCACCACCAGUUCGAAGAAUGGCAGGGAAGACACCGGAUAGUUCAAAGGGUAGCGACGAUGAUCAAGAUAUGGAUGGAGAUGGGCCGGAUGGGUACAGAUAUAAACCUGAUGGUUUAAUGAAACAAUCCUUCAGUAUCACAACUUCAACCGGACAACAUCUUCAUUUGAUCAGCUACUACUCUCGACCUCAUGCAAACACUCCCGAGCUUCUACAACCGACAAGUGAUCCUGCACUUCGAGGAAUUGUUCCUGUCAAAGGAAUGUAUCCAGAAUCCACAGUUCACGAAGCUCAAGGUCCAGCAGUCACGAGAGCUCCUAUGCAACAAGGCCCUUACAUGCAACAACCACAUCCACAUAUGCACCCAUCUCAACAUCGAAUUCCAUAUGGCUAUUCCCAGGGAUAUGGACCUUGGCCACCAUCCCCAGUUUCUACUCCUCCAUAUCCACACCACCAACAAAUGUAUCCAUCACAACUUCCUCCGCCCCCACCCGGAUCAAUGCACCCUUCGCCCUACCAAAUCUUACCAGGACCUCCACAUACAUCACCAUAUCAAGCUCAUCAAUACAGUCCCCAUCACCGCCAAAUUCACGUCCCAAAUCACAUGCCUCAAGGCCCACCUCAUCCGACAAUUUAUGACCGACCCCCACCACCUCUCUCAAAUUCCUCGUUACCUCCUCCGCCCCCACACGGUUAUCAAAACAGUGCCCCACAAUAUAUGCAUCCAUCCUAUCAGCCACACCCAAGUCCUCGUGCCGAACAUGUAGCUAGGGUACAGGUGGAACAACAUGCACAGAUGGCUCAAAGAGUCUUACAAACUGGAAUGAUUGAUCCAAGGUUGGCCCAAGCAGCACCGCUUCCACCGGUUAACAUCCAUACAAACGGAACCAAUGGUAUUCAAAGAAUGAAUACUCCACCGCGACAGCCGAGCAUUUCCCCAGUUCACACACCAAAGAGUUCUCGUGACCAAGCCCUCAGUUCUCCAGAUGGAACACCAAAUGGCAUUGGUAAAUCUGAAGCUCAAACCAUACCCUCCAUCUCAAGUCUCGUUCACGCCUCAGAUUCCGUAUCUGUUAUGGCGGAUAAUAGGUCAAACAGUAGCAACAACUCGAGAGCUGGAUCUAAUAGCCCAAGACUAAAGGAACUAGCAGAAGCAAAGGCAGAUGAGGAAAAGAAUGCAUUAAGUGUUACAACGGGCACAGCAGAUAUUCCGCAUAAAAAAUUGUCCACAGCAAUUGCAAGUGGAGCAGAAGAUCAAAGAGCUAUUAGGGUAUUGGAUCGAAAAUUCAUGAUAUGA